Molecule: messenger RNA, 1478 nt
Organism: Strongylocentrotus purpuratus (purple sea urchin)
Lineage: Eukaryota; Metazoa; Echinodermata; Echinoidea; Camarodonta; Strongylocentrotidae
Product: netrin receptor UNC5B-b
Exons: 7
Coding region: 504-1478 (324 amino acids)
Biological process (GO): netrin-activated signaling pathway
Cellular component (GO): membrane
Molecular function (GO): netrin receptor activity
Source: RefSeq, a predicted model, not a curated record
UAUACAUAUACAUUUUUCAUGGAAGGUAAUGUGCGUUCAGAAUACCACAUCUAUUUGUCACAUACAUGUGGCAGGCACAGUUUGGGUUAACAAAGUCUCUAAAAAUUAAAAUUUGUCAGGAAUGUUUAGGACUUAAUCAUGCCCCAGGCAAACCUUGAACCACGAUACUUUGUAAUCUGUAUUUGUAAUUAUUUGUAACACAUGCAUCUUUAUUUAUAUGUUGACAUUUCUCCUCAGACUCGAUACCAUCCACGAUUGCAAAGAGCCUGAAAACCGAAGAGACGACUGAACCUGCAAAGGAUGACUCACCAAGUGCAAGUGGUCAAGCAUCGAGUCAAACACAUGGAAUUGAUGACAUCAUCACCAAAGUAGCAGACAGUAUAUCAGAUGAUGGUGAUUUAAGGAGACUUGGUCUUGAGCUAGGAGUCCAGAUUCCUGUUAUCAACCGUGCAUUAGAGACCAAUUGGGCUGGAGGUACAAAGACCAGUAUUGGUAAUGUGAAGAUGCUCCAGAACUGGGCAGAGACAGUUGAAUCAUCCAAGCUAAUCCAAACUCUUAGAACAGCUCUCAAAAGGGCGAGGUUAUUAGAGGUGGAGGAGACAUGUUUCACAAGCAGCUCCAGAGGAACAGACGUGGCAAGUGAGACGAUUCACCCUUCAAAAGGGGGCACCAUCCAACUACCGCACUAUGGAAUCGACCUCUGCAUACCCGCCUUGGCGCUGCAAAAGGAGUGUGAGAUUACACUAAAGGUUCUGCCACAGCCGUCAAGUGUCCUUUUCGCCGAGAAUGAAGCUAUUGUCUCCCCCGGUGUAGUGUGUGAACCUUCAGGAAUCACGUUUGAGAAGCCUUUAAAGUUGGUCAUCCCUCACUGUGCAUUGUUAACAGACCCCUCCAAGGCCAAAGUCACCAUGCACUUCACUCAUGGCAAUGCUAAAGUCACAAAGAAAGAACUGUCAUCAACAGGAUCCCCUAGGUGCAUAGUAAGAGCAAAUGACCUUGAAGUCUACAUCACCCAUUUCUCAAUUUAUGAAAUGUUCAUGGCUAUUUCCGACUACCUCAUUGGGAAACGUGUCGCUUCUACGCCGUACCUUCCAAAAUUGAUGAGUCGCCUCCAACCGCAAUACUGCCAUCUACGUCUGUUUAAUGAUACUCCUGGUCUUGCAGAUCUCAUAGAAAAAGAGGAAGAAAAGCUUGAUUAUCGCAAGAUGGCUCCAACAAAGAAAAUGUUUGUGCACUGGGACAAAGGUGAACUGAAGAUCAUAUGCGAGGUCAAGGGAGGUUAUGUCCCCGAGAACGAAAGGAUGAAGACCGUAUCGCUAGAUGAUAUCUAUAUUUUGGAUCAAAACCUUUUCAGUUUCUCAGUGAGAGCAACCGGUGAUGCCGAUGUAGAUUUUAAGUUCAAUUUCUAUCCCCAUUGUGACGAAGGACAAGCAUUCAUUGCGAAAUUCUCUGGUAUGUACCUGGGUCUCGUUGCAUAA